AUGAGGGGCAUCACCAUGCUUGCGCGGGCUCGUCCUGCCACCGCCGUCAGCCGCCUCACCACCUCCCGCGUCGGUGCCGUGCGCUACGGCUCCGGUGCGGCGGCCGGUGGUGAUCUGAAGAAGACGCCGCUGUACGACUUCCACGUCGCGCGGGGGGGCAAGAUGGUACCGUUUGCCGGCUACCACAUGCCGGUACAGUACGGCAACCUGUCGCUCGCCGACUCGCACCACUUCACGCGCGACCACGCGUCCAUCUUUGACGUGUCGCACAUGGUGCAGCACAUCUUCAAGGGCCCCAACGCGGCGGCCUUCCUCGAGCGCGUGACGCCGUCGGCGUGGGCCACGCAGGGCCAUAUGCAGAGCAAGCUGACGACGCUCCUGUGGCCCGGGACCGGCGGCAUCGUCGACGACACGGUCAUCACGCGCCUCGGCAAGGAUGAGUACUACGUCGUGACCAACGGCGCGUGCCUCGACAAGGACACCAAGUACAUUGACGAGCAGCUCGGCCAGUUCGGCGGCGGCGUCGAGUGGACGCGCCUGGACAACUCGGGCCUCUUUGCGCUGCAGGGCCCGCAGGCGGCCGAGAUCCUCGAGCAGGUGCUGGACCGGGAGUACGCCGACGUCGACCUCAAGGGCCUGUACUUUGGCAACGCCGUGUGGGCGCAGCUGAAGCUCGCCGACGGCAGCUCGACGCACCCGGUGCUCAUCUCGCGCGGCGGCUACACCGGUGAGGACGGCUUCGAGGUGUCGUUUGACGGCACGCGGUACCCGGCCUUUGACACGACCACGCCCGCGGUGGAGGCGCUCCUGGCGGCGGCCGGGCCCGAGCGGCUGCAGAUGGCCGGCCUCGGCGCGCGCGACUCGCUGCGCCUCGAGGCCGGCAUGUGCCUGUAUGGGCACGACCUGGACGACGCGACGACACCGGUGGAGGCGGGCCUCAGCUGGAUCAUCCCCAAGGAGCGGCGACGGGCGGACGCGGGCUUCCACGGCGCCGAGGUGCUGGUGCCGCAGAUGACGCCGCGCAGCAAGGGCGGCGCGGGCGUGCAGCGGCGCCGGGUCGGGUUCGUGGUGGAGGGCGCGCCGGCGCGCGAGGGCGCGACGGUGGAGAAGGACGGCGAGCGCAUCGGCGGCAUCACGUCGGGCGUGCCCAGCCCGACGCUGGGCAAGAACAUUGCCAUGGGCUACGUCAAGGACGGCCAGCACAAGGCGGGCACCGAGGUGGACGUGGUGGUCCGCGGGCGCAAGAGGAAGGCCGUCGUGGCCAAGAUGCCCUUUAUCCAGACCAACUACUGGAAGGGCGAUGCUUGA
Molecule: messenger RNA, 1308 nt
Organism: Cordyceps fumosorosea ARSEF 2679
Lineage: Eukaryota; Fungi; Ascomycota; Sordariomycetes; Hypocreales; Cordycipitaceae
Product: aminomethyltransferase
Exons: 1
Coding region: 1-1308 (435 amino acids)
Biological process (GO): glycine catabolic process
Cellular component (GO): mitochondrion
Molecular function (GO): aminomethyltransferase activity; protein binding
Source: RefSeq, a predicted model, not a curated record